Dermacentor andersoni is the source of this 3198-nucleotide messenger RNA. RefSeq lists its product as uncharacterized. The record is from RefSeq and is a predicted model, not a curated record. Lineage: Eukaryota; Metazoa; Arthropoda; Arachnida; Ixodida; Ixodidae.
GCCAGGAGAAGGAGAGGCCGGGCGAGGAGGAAUGUCGCUACCCUUUAGUUUUUUGGAAUCAUGUAUGGAACCAUGGAAAUUACGCUCUCUCUGUGCUCUUGGAACCAUAGAGUUUUAAUAUAGCGAGAAACUCUAUGAUUGGGACGACUCUAUGGUAGGAAAACCAGCCGGCGCAUGCAAAUCUCGGAGGCCAUAAUACGUCUAGACUAAGUGCUACUGUCACGUAUAGAUGACGCCACAUAUUUCGUUUUUCUUCCUUUUUUUUGUUUUAGAUUUGACACCACGGCGUAUUCACUUUUGUGACGUUGUGAUUCGCUCGUUUUUGGCGCAGCGGCGUGAAAAAGCAGCAUUGGUUGCGGCGCUGCGCGUUCGCUGUGCCGCGUUGAACAUUGUAAAGCAUGACGAUUGAAGUAAACAUAAACUUGGACAUGCACCCAACGUGCGUGGACCUCGUAUUCCCUGACGGUGUACCCAAGGGGGGAAGUGUCCAGCUAAAUUUACUCCGCCUUUCGUCCAGGUUUGCGUACGUAAAUGAACGCGAGUGUGUUCCCGUCGUCAGGCGGAAGUCAAGCGUACUCGACCAGCGGUAUCUCGAAGAGAACAUCACGGUGCAUGCGUUUCACGAGGACGACGGCCAUCCGCUGUGCUUUCUGAAAGCGGCAGCAGCAGGAGCCCGCGAUGCGGGAAUUCAAUACGGUGAAGGGACUGCAGCAGCCGUCACGGACAAUGACAAGACCACUUUGUCGCCGCCAGCGGUUCACGAAACGGUUGAUGAUACAGAAGCAGACGUUGUUGAAGCCGGCAAUGACGAUGUCGUCGCCGAAGAGGACUUCAUGGCGCGGGAAACUACAGUGUGUGGUAAGGCAGAAGUCGCGCCCCGAUCGCGUUUACCACAGUCAUUUACGUACGUCUGCGGAGUUUGCCUUUUCCAGUCGAAGCACAAGGAAGAAGCCCUGGAACACGUCAAACGUCACGACAGUGUUCCCGACCCUGCUCGCGCUUCCGAGAUCAACAAGCCUCCAUCGAAGGGGGCAGCCGUGCGCGACAAUAUCGUCAUACCGAAAGUGCUUCGGCCGAAGAAGAAGGUUGCAGUAUUCAAGUGCACCGAAUGCAGCAAACAGUUCCCGGCCGACGGUCUGUUGCGGAUUCACGUACGCAUAUACCACGGGGGUCCGCUGCAAUGCAAACACUGUUCGUCCAAGUUUCGCAGCGAGCAAGAGUUGGACAAGCACAUGCAAAGUGACCAUCUGGAUCGGGCGCCGUACCUGUGCUCGUACUGCGCAAGCGCCUUUUUCAGCGCCGACAUGUUGGCGGCGCACGAAGUCAAAUGUCCCGUCGCCAGGCAGCAGAGGCAGACAGUCGCCUGCCAGCUGUGCAAGUUCACGACGUCCGAGGCGAGCAGCCUGUGCCAGCACAUCCAGGAGGCACACACCGAAAAGGUGAUAUACACGUGCGAGCCUUGUGGUCACCUCUCACUCGACUUCAGUGUACACCAAGAGCACGUCAAGAGCCACGGACCAGACGGGAAGGCCCUAUCACGCAGUCCAGCCCCGACAUCUCGUUGCGGAGAGUCCGUACAGUGUCCCUUGUGCAAGAAGGACUUUAAGAACAGCCGAACGCUCAAGGAGCACAUAAAGCGCCAUCCGAGGUCUGUGAGACACGUGUGUGAGCUUUGUGGUGAGGGAAUCACAACAAAUGUAGCGCUCAUCAAGCACCUGAACCGACACAACAAGGAGGCGGCGCGCAAGUACCAGUGCCUCUUCUGCAGUAAGUGCUUCCAGACGACUUUCAGCGUGAGCCGCCACAUGAAGAACAUCCACUUGUUUGAUCAUGAGCACGGUUGUGAGCUCUGCCCGCAUAAAUUUGCGACAGUCAAGGAGAAGGCGGAGCACAUGGCCAAGGCUCACGUGGUAGCUAUGCCGAAGGGCAAGCGUGUCCAUAAGUGCGCAGACUGCAAUUUCGAGACCGAGAGCUUGGGUCGAUUUGAAAGGCACAGGGCGUCCCACACAGGUGUUUAUCCCUAUGAGUGCAGUGAAUGCCCUAGGCGUUUUGCAGCCAAGGAGGAGCUCAGCCGACACAUGCACAUCAUCCAUCCCAAGGGCCAGCAGAACUGUCCACAGUGUCCAAGGCUCUUCCAGGACCAACUGGAAUUUGACACGCAUCUGCAGUUGCACCAGGAUGGCCAAUCACAUCCAUGCGAAGAGUGCGGCCACCACUUUGAGAACGCGCAGGCACUUCUCGAGCACCGCAACAAGCGACACGACCUGAACCUGCCUUACGAGUGCCGCCUCUGCCACCAACGUUUUUGCAACAUUGGCCAGCGGGUGACACAUGUCCGCAAGUAUCAUCCGCGGGUGCUGCUCAAGUCUCACGUGUGCGACAUAUGUGGCUCAGCAUUCCGCUACCAAAGUGGCCUGGCCGUGCACAAACUCGACAAGCACACCGGACGCACCGAGGGGCGUCUCUUCGAGUGUGAAUACUGCGGCAAGGUGUUUGGACGCAGCAAUGUGCUGGCCAUGCAUCUUCGCCUGCACACUGGCGAGCGGCCCUACUUGUGCCAGCACUGUGGCCUGACCUUCCGUAACCCCACCAACCUGAAGUAUCAUACUGUCAACAUGCACACCAAAAACUACGCCGUUUCCUGCCCAAUCUGCUCCCGCGGGUUUGUUGUGCGACGAAAACUUGCCAAGCAUCUCAUGCAGGUGCACAAGGUAACUGGCAUGGUGAACACGUCAUCACGAAAGGGCCGUGCCAAACCAGUCUACAUUGAACACACCACAGUGCCUGUGGUGUCGGCGGAGACCGGCGACGACAUGGUGCUUAAUGUGAUGCAGAUUGUGGACACUGCCAAUCAGGAGGUGACUGCCACAGAACUCAGCCAUGCAGUCACGGAACUCAAUAGUGAUGUCACUACGACUGAAGACACGGUGCAUCAGGCUCACCACGUGCACCAAUCCUCUCGGGCGUUCCUUAAGGAGGUCCAGAAGAGGCUCUCGGAAGCACUUGCAAGCCUGGAGACCAUCCGAAGCAAGUAAAACUGUAUAUACUAACACUGCAUGCAGGGUGAAGUUAACUGUAUGUGUGAGAUGACUGCACAUAAUAUAUGUCAUUUUGCUAAGUUGCCAUUGUCUAGCAAUGUCUUGUCUAGUUGCCAUUGUCUACCACAUGGGGUUAUAAAUAAAAUUUGAUAAUUCCUUC